Pseudophryne corroboree (corroboree frog) is the source of this 2960-nucleotide messenger RNA. Its product is annotated as zinc finger protein 502-like. Lineage: Eukaryota; Metazoa; Chordata; Amphibia; Anura; Myobatrachidae. The coding region runs from base 590 to 2686 and encodes 698 amino acids. The transcript is spliced from 7 exons. Gene Ontology annotation, biological process: regulation of transcription by RNA polymerase II. Gene Ontology annotation, molecular function: DNA-binding transcription factor activity, RNA polymerase II-specific; RNA polymerase II cis-regulatory region sequence-specific DNA binding. The record is from RefSeq and is a predicted model, not a curated record.
CAGGCAUGUGUAACAAUUGAUAAUUGGAGCAGUAGGAAGCAGAUGUGUGUCAGAGGACCCAGACUACUGGCCACGAGGUGUUCUGUGUAACUGUCUAGCAAUACAGCAUUGUGUGACAGUCACACAGACACAUAGAAUGUGACGGCAGAUAAGAACCAUUUGGCCCAUCUAGUCUGUCCCUAUUUUACCAUAUUUUUACCUUAUUUGAUCCUUAUUUCUUUGUAAGGAUAUCCUUAUGUCUAUCCCAUGCAUGUUUACAUUGCUCUACUGUCUUAGCCUCUACCAUCUCUGAUGGGUGGCUAUUCCACUCAUAGGCAAACGCGGGCAACCGGAAACCCCCCUCCUCUUGACAUGUGGCUCAAAUUCUGACAACAAUGGCAACUGUAUAUAAUACGAUUAUUAGAGCUGCCGUCACAUCAUGCAGAGCUCUUGCACAUGCCCAGUGGUAGCAGCUUUUUCUACCAAGUUUGCUGUGUGUGUGGAUCUGAGCCCUCAGUCAGUGCACUGGAUAAGGAAGAAGAAACAGGAGCCUUACCAUAAGACCACUGAGCUGUGAGGAACCUGAGUGUUUACUAGAUGUCACUUGAGGAUGAGAUGCAUCACUGAUUCCCUGAUGGACAAGGACAGGAGUCACAUGUCUGAGAGGAUACUAAAUCUCACCCUGGAGAUCAUCUACCUGCUGACUGGGGAGGAAUACCCAGUAGCGAUUAAGACAUCUGGUGAGUGGGAGACACCCAGCAGCCGUCCCCUUGUGUCAGGAGGACUGAGCAGGACCCAAAGCCCCAUCACGGUGCCUCCACCUCACCCACUGAUACAUGAGAGGCACAAUGACCAGAAGAUCCUGGAACUCACCAAGAAGAUCAUUCAGCUGCUGACUGGAGAGGAGGAGGAGUAUAUAGAGGAACACAGGGGUCUGUACAAGGACGUGAUGAUGGAGGAUCACCGGCCCCUCACAUCACUGGAUGGGCCCAGUAACAGAGAUACCCCAGAGAGAUGUCCCCGUCCUCUGUAUUCCCUGGAUUGUACAGAGGAGAAUCAUGGGUUCCCACAAGAGGAUCAGGUUAUCCAGAGUGAAAAUCUAACAAAUAUAAAGGGUGAAGAUACAGAGGGAAAAGAAGAGACAUAUGUGACUGAUAUGAAGGCAGAAGAUACAGAGGGAGAAGAGACGUAUGUAACAGAUAUGAAGGCAGAAGAUAUAGAGGGAGAAGAAAAGCCGUAUGUGACUGAUAUGAAGGCAGAAGAUGUAGAGGGAGAAGAAGAGACGUAUGUGACCGAUACGAAGGCAAAAGGUAUAGAGGGAGAAGAAGAGACGUAUGUGACUGAUAUGAAGGUAGAAGAUAUAGAGGGAGAAGAAGAGACGUAUGUGACUGAUAUGAAGGCAGAAGAUACAGAGGGAGAAGAAGAGACGUAUGUGACUGAUAUGAAGGCAGAAGAUACAGAGGGAGAAGAAGAGACGUAUGUGACUGAUAUGAAGGCAGAAGAUACAGAGGGAGAAGAAGAGACGUAUGUGACUGAUAUGAAGGCAGAAGAUACAGAGGGAGAAGAAGAGACGUAUGUGACUGAUGUGAAGGCAGAAGAUAUAGAGGGAGAAGAAGAGAUCUAUGUGACUGAUGUGAAGGCAGAAGAUGUAGAGGGAGAAGAAGAGACGUAUGUGAGGGGUGAUCAGCAGUGUAAGGAGGAGGAGAUCCCUACAGAUAUCAGCACAGAUGGAUGUAACAGGAGAAAUAUAUUGACUGGAUGUCCCGUUGUAUCCAGAGAAUGUGAAAUAGAAGAUAAAGACAUCACAAAAGAUUAUUUGGAAGAAAACACUGUGAGCCAAAUUCUACAUCCAGUACCUCACAGGGCAGAUAUAUCAUCUGUUACCUCUAACCAGGAGGAAUAUUCUCCUGAUACAUCAGAUAUUGGUCCAUCCAUUACAGCUCAUAGGACGUUUCCCAGUUCUGUAGAUGCCAAGUGUUUUACACAGAGCAUAAGGCUUAUUACUCAUAAGCCAGCUAAGACACGCGAGAGGCCAUUUCCAUGUUCUGAGUGUGGGAAAUGUUUUACGCAGAAAUCACAUCUUGCUAAACAUCAUAGAAGUCACACAGGUGAGAGGCCAUUUCCAUGUUCUGAGUGUGGGAAAUGUUUUAAAUGCAAAUCAUAUCUUGUUAUACAUGAGAGAAUUCACACAGGUGAGAAACCAUUUCCAUGCUCUGAGUGUGGGAAAUGUUUCAGACAGAAAUCAGCUCUUGUUGUACAUGAGAAAAGUCACACAGGGGAGAAACCGUUUCCAUGUUCAAGGUGUGGGAAAUGUUUUACAAGUAAAACAUCUCUUGUCAAACAUCAGAGAAAUCACACAGGUGAGAGGCCAUUUAUAUGUUCUGAGUGUGGGAAAUGUUUUAAACAGAACUCUGAUCUUGUUCACCAUAACAGAAAUCACACUAUUUUGAAACCAUUUCCUUGCUCUGAGUGUGGGAAAGGUUUUAAAUGCAAAUCAGAUCUUGUUACACAUCAGAGAAUCCACACAGGUGAGAGGCCAUUUCCAUGCUCUGAAUGUGGGAAAUGUUUUACCCAAAAAUCAAGUCUUGUUGUACAUCAGAAAAGUCACAACAGGGAGAAGCGACUUCCAUGCUUUCAAUGUGGGAAAUGUCUUACAUGUAAAUCACACCUUGUUACACAUGAAAGAAUUCACACAGGAGAGAGAUGAUAUCUUGUUAAAUGACUCAGGCACUUUUAUCCAGGUCAUAUAUUGGAGAAUGUAGUGUUUUAUUUAAACAUUAAAUUUUAUUUUUUUAUUGAGUGAAUGGGAAGGAAAUGCCACUUGGCAGCGUGGGUAGUAGGGUUUGGAAUAGGAUCACCCAAAUGGCUGUAUUAGUAAUUUUAUGUGCUACGUUCUGAGACCUGAAAGACAUUUUUUGAGCAUAAACUUAUAUUUAUUGUUAGCCAUAUUUUUUAUAACUUAUAUUUGUUCUCUAAAGAAA